Messenger RNA from Zygosaccharomyces rouxii, 2343 nucleotides. It is a transcript of the gene CVM1, whose product is annotated as Cvm1p. Lineage: Eukaryota; Fungi; Ascomycota; Saccharomycetes; Saccharomycetales; Saccharomycetaceae. The coding region runs from base 1 to 2343 and encodes 780 amino acids. The transcript has a single exon. The record is from RefSeq and is a predicted model, not a curated record.
AUGUCUGAAUUAAAUGAUUCCAGACCCCAGAGGGGUAGAUGGGUCAGCUGGUGGUAUUCCAGAGGUAGUUCUGAUACAAACGGAGAGGCAAAUCCAAGUACAGGCUCGAAUAGUAAUAAUAGUGGUAAUAACAAUAAUAACAAUAAUAAUGAUAAUAACAAUAACGAUAACGAUACAAAGGCCAUUCACGAUGAAGGCAGAAAUGUAGAAUUUCAAGGUAGCGCUGAUAGUGAGAUGCCAAAUGAAGUUGCCAAGGAACAGCCCACUGGUUGGUAUUCCAGUAUAAUGUCCAAGAUGCCAUCAAUUCCAUUCGUUCGUAACAGACAAGAAGCACUUGUAAUAGAUUCAAAUGCAAGAUAUUCUCAACUGAAUGAUCCUCAAGUGGAAUAUUUGGAAGUAGAAGCCAAGGAGACUAUUGUACGACGAAAUAAUACUUGGUGUUGGUAUGAAAACUUGACAGAUAUUACUGCUGAAUGUUCCACCUGGGGGGAUAGACCUGGUGUGGUUAGUGUUUAUAGUACAGGCUCAGCACAUUGUCCUUUACCAUUGCCACAUUAUCCAAUCUCAGAUGGUUGUCGCGGUUAUCACGUAUACAUCAAGAAUUCUCUGAUCUUACCUUCUGAUUCACCAUCGCAAACUUUGCAUGAACAAUCUUGGCUCAGUAAGGCUGCAACAGAAGUCAAGAACUACUACAAUUUCCCCAACGAAAAGCACCUCUAUUUAAAGAAGAUUACAGAGGGUCUCCUAAGGGAAAGAAAGGUCGUCAUCAUAUCGCUAGUGGGGAAUUUACCUGAGAAAUACAAAAAGCUUACACUAGGCGAUCAAAGAUCAGCUCAUUACUUGGCUACCAAAUUAGCACUUUCAUUGCAGCGUGAAAUGCCUUCAAAAAUUGAAUCUCUUUCGUUUGAAUGUCCACUAGAUAGCAAGGAUUUAACAAUUGUAUUCCAAGAAUGCAUUGAGCUAUUGAAAAAUUGGACACAUAUUUUGCACGAUGCAGAUGCCAUAUUUGUGGAAAGUGUUUACCAUGCAGUACCGUUGGCGAUCUCUUUAACCAAAUAUAUUCUACAGAACCACGAAUCUUUCCAAUUCCGUCCUACGAUUCCUGUGGGGAUUUUGGCUAUUGAAUCCUCCUUACAAGGCUACAGAUUUUGGGAUCACAGUGUCGAUUUAAGUAAUAGCAGUGAGCAGGAUUAUCACAAAAUUCAACAAAAUAGAGAGAAGCAAUUGUUUCAGGGUGCCAGUAAAGUAGAACGAGAGACUUUGAGUAAACUAACAAGUUAUCGUAAAUUAAACUCAGACGAAUCUAGAUUGGUGCAAAAGGAUUUGAAUUGGUUACUCACCAAUUGGGGUACAUUUAGACUUAAUUUGUUUGGUAAACUUUUUGAUAAUUUUAUGACUGUGUCUCAAAAAUUAGCCAUCGAUUACGUUCACCCCAAAAUCUUUAGGCAUUUAUGGUGUGAUGGGAGGUCCCUAGGGUUGGAUACUAGAAAUCCAGAAGAAUUGGGCAUUCCAGAUGUUAACAUCAGGACUCCAGAAUAUGAAAAUAACGUCUCGGUGCCAAAGAACCGUAGAUUCGAAAUAUCGCUAAUAGGUAACAUUUUAUUAGCAUUGAAUUUGGGUAAUACGAAAUUCGUACCCAUUUUGAAACUUAUUAGUCCUUUCUUCAUCUCCAGAUCUUUUAAUGAGAAUACGAUAUCUCCAACUUUAAGAAAAGCUACGCAACAAGAAUUAAAAAUAUGGACCCAAGAGAUGGAUGCCAGAUGGAAAAUACUCAAUUCUUCAGACCAAAUCCCAGAUGAAUUGCCAGAGGAAGUAUCUACGGUUUACAAAUUUUUGAAGUUCUCUCACUAUCAAAAUCUCAAGAAUCCUGAUAUUAUGACACUGUAUUGUGAGAUCUACGACGAUGACUGUGUUUACAAGACUUUCAUCGAAAAUACCAUGAAAACUAGGUCUCCACUCAACAGAAAACACCUAGUGCUCCUAAAUGACCAUUCAACCCCACAGAGCAUUUUAAACACGGUAAAUCAGUAUGAUUUGGUUUGGAAAUUUCACGAGUGUUUGUCUGACUACAUGAAGUUACGCAAUUUACCAAGUCAAAUGCACCUACCAAACCUUUUUUUCGUGAUAUCACUCGAUCGUUGGUUCUGGAAACCAGCGCAGUCAAACCCAACGUCAUUUAGAAAGGAUAAUUCUGAGGCCUUAGCAAGAUUACAACAGUUAUGGGAGAGUUAUCAAGACUGGGAUCCACCCACAAGGGGUCUUAAACAAUUAAGAAAUAUCUUAAGUGUGCUCUCCUUAUACAGUGAUUCUACUGAGAUGUUACAUGACAUAGAACAUAAAUAA